Molecule: messenger RNA, 1059 nt
Organism: Chrysochloris asiatica (Cape golden mole)
Lineage: Eukaryota; Metazoa; Chordata; Mammalia; Afrosoricida; Chrysochloridae
Gene: TNFSF11
Product: tumor necrosis factor (ligand) superfamily, member 11
Exons: 5
Coding region: 77-1039 (320 amino acids)
Biological process (GO): immune response
Cellular component (GO): membrane
Molecular function (GO): tumor necrosis factor receptor binding
Source: RefSeq, a predicted model, not a curated record
UGCGGUCGGCAGAGCAAGAAAGGGAAGCGGCGCGAGAGGGAGGGAGGAGAGCGCCCAGCGAACGGGGCCGAGCGCGAUGCGCCGCGCCAGCCGAGACUACACCAAGUACCUGCGCGGUUCCGAGGAGAUGGGCAGCGGCGGCUCCGGCGCCCCGCACGAGGGCCCUUUGCACGCCCAGCCGCCGCCCCCGCCCGCGCCACACUCGCCCCCCGCCGCCUCCCGCUCUCUGUUCGUCGCCCUCCUGGGGUUGGGGCUGGGCCAGGUCGUCUGCAGCGUCGCCCUGUUCCUCUACUUCCGAGCGCAGAUGGAUCCUAAUAGAAUAUCGGAAGAUGACACCGACUGCUUUAAGAGACUUUUCAAACUCCAUGAAAACGCGGAUUUGCAAGACUCAGCUCUGGAGAGUCAAAACACAAGAUUAGUACCCGACUCGUGUAGGAGAAUUAAACAGGCCUUUCAAGGAGCUGUGCAAAAGGAAUUACAACAUAUUGUUGGAUCACAACACAUCAAAGCAGAGAGAGCUCUGGUGGAAGGUUCAUGGCUAGACCUGGCCAGGAGGGGCAAGCCGGACACUCAGCCUUUUGCUCACCUCACUAUUAAUGCCACCGACAUCCCAUCAGGAUCUCACAAAGUGAGUCUUUCCUCUUGGUACCAUGACCGAGGUUGGGCAAAGAUCUCCAACAUGACUUUCAGCAACGGGAAACUGAUGGUUAACCAAGAUGGCUUUUAUUACCUGUAUGCCAACAUCUGCUUCCGACAUCAUGAAGCGUCAGGAGACUUGGCCACGGAGUAUCUUCAGCUGAUGGUGUAUGUCACUAAAACCAGCAUCAAAAUCCCGAGUUCACAUACCCUGAUGAAAGGAGGAAGCACCAAAUACUGGUCUGGAAAUUCAGAAUUCCAUUUUUAUUCCAUAAAUGUCGGAGGAUUCUUCAAGCUGCGAUCUGGAGAAGAAAUAAGUAUCCAGGUAUCCAACCCUUCACUACUGGAUCCAGAUCAAGAUGCCACUUACUUUGGGGCUUUUAAAGUUCGAGAUAUAGAUUGAGCCCCAUUUGUGUGGAAUGU